AUGUUCCAUCAGCUUCUAAUCAUAAUUAUCAGUUAUGGCCUAUUUCAAAGUGUGAUACAGGGACGAUGUAUCGGUGCUGGCUGUGAUAAGCAUCAAUCUUUGAAAUCAUUACGAUUUGCUCCAGUUAACUGUCAUAAUCAGCAUUAUCACAUAACAAAAUUUUGCUCAGACUGUGAAGCUGAUAAGAAUGUUAUCAGUAAUAAUUGUUGUAAUUGUUGUAAUUGCUGUUGCAAUCAGAUAUCAUCACAUCCUUGUACAAAUGAUAAUGAUGAUUCUACCGGUGAUGCAACCGUAACAGCUACCGGAUGUGGUGGUCCCUCAACAGAUUGCAAUUCGAGAGAUGCAACAGAAUCGGACACUUCAAAGGAUGAAGAUGAGUCUCCUCCGACAAGUGUCACAUCAAUUUCCGGUAAAGCAUCGUCUGAGUUCAAAUCAAAUUACCCAUCUGUUCCGUCGUCAUGCCCUACAUCGUCAUCCUGUAAAACUAUCUCAAAUCCUCAACGAUUCAGUCGAAAUAGCGAUACUGGAAUAUUCAAGAAAAACAUUACAUUGCCGCUACUUCCCGCCGGUGUACCGAUCAUUCCAUCACCUCAAUUGGACUUGUUAACUGCUGGCGGUAAUGUCAAAUUUAGCAAAAUUCGAGAUCUUCAUUUGUCAACAAUUAAACCACCAUCAGUAAAAAAGUCUUUAGCACAGUCAAAUAUCCAAGAACAAAUUGUGAAUAAUUUCCCAUCGCAUGACUGUUGCACUCGGUGUAAUGGCGCAAAUUGUAUGCCACGAAAUGGUAAUGCAAUAUUAUUAGCAGCAAAUACAUUUCAAAAUAGACAUGAUCACGAUACGAAAUGUAAAAGCAAAGAGUUGGCAAAAUUAAUGAUGGCGAAUAUGAAAAGAGAUCCGACACGAUCAAAACGAGCAAUACAACGAGCAGCAGAACAGAACUUUGCCACACAAUUUAAUGUCAUCUGUUCCAAAGGUGACUUUAGCUAUGUGACACAUGCAAUUGAAUAUUGUGAAGUAUCUAAUCGAGGUACCACCUGCUAUGCUUUUAGAAUUUCAUGA
Messenger RNA from Brugia malayi, 1059 nucleotides. Its product is annotated as Ground-like domain containing protein. The transcript has 3 exons. Lineage: Eukaryota; Metazoa; Nematoda; Chromadorea; Rhabditida; Onchocercidae. The coding region runs from base 1 to 1059 and encodes 352 amino acids. The record is from RefSeq and is a predicted model, not a curated record.